This is a messenger RNA of Guillardia theta CCMP2712, 384 nucleotides long. RefSeq lists its product as hypothetical. The annotation marks the transcript as partial. The record is from RefSeq and is a predicted model, not a curated record. The transcript is spliced from 3 exons. NCBI's taxonomy places the organism in Eukaryota, Cryptophyceae, Pyrenomonadales, Geminigeraceae.
CCCGAGCUUACUCCGGAACAGGAACAGCUAUUGGCAGAGUUUGUUGAGAAGAACGUGGGAAUCUCCUACACUCACGAGUCUCACUUUCAUCUGCUCACAAAACUUUGGGAGCUUUCCUUCCCGAACGCCACCGAAAAACCCGAGCAGCAUGACCCAAUGUGGAAGCGCAUGGGGUUUCAGGGAAACGACCCGGCUACUGACUUUCGAGCUGCUGGCAUGCUGCCUGUGCUCUGUCUCACAUUUUUUGCUGAGGCAUAUCCUGACAAGUAUAUGGAGCUCUUAAAACGAUCCAACGGAAAGAGUGCAGAAGAAAGCUAUCCCUUUGCAUGUGCCGCAAUCAAUGUGGUGUACAUGCUCACGGACAUUAUGAAGCUGAAAUCGACC